Molecule: messenger RNA, 1032 nt
Organism: Enhydra lutris kenyoni (northern sea otter)
Lineage: Eukaryota; Metazoa; Chordata; Mammalia; Carnivora; Mustelidae
Product: chromosome unknown C6orf58 homolog
Exons: 5
Coding region: 1-1032 (343 amino acids)
Source: RefSeq, a predicted model, not a curated record
AUGGCUUUCCUUCUUCCUUGGACCUGUGUGCUAGUUGGUUGCUUUUCUGCUUCUCUAGCAGGAGCAUAUAAUUUCUCAGAUCUGUAUCCGCCACUGUGGGAGAAGAGUCCUGGUCAGCUCAGUGACUACAGGGUAGAGAAUGGAAAGUACCUCAUUGAUCCCUGGAUAUACUCUGAGAGACUGGGGAUGUACAAAAUCCUAGUGAACAAGACAGCGAGUUAUUUUGAAAGCAUUGUCGCUAGCAAUGAACAAAAUAUUUUUUGGGGUUUACCUCUCCAGCAUGGCUGGCAAUACAGAACAGGAAGAUUAGCUGAUCCCAGAGGAAGGAAAGGCUGUGGCUAUGAAUCUGGAGAUCAUUUGUGUAUCUCCGUGGACAGCUGGUGGGCUGAUAUGAAUUACUUUCUAAGUGCAUUACCUUUCCUUGCUGCGGUUGAUUCUGGCAUAAUGGGGAUAUCAUCAGACCAAGUCAUGCUUUUGCCACCACCCAAGGAUCAGACAAAUUUUUGCCUUAAUAUUUCUAGUUGUCAAUCAUCCUUUCCUGAGAUAAUGAGCAAGUGGAAUGUCUUUUACCAGCAUUUGCAGGAUCCUUCUAGUAGCUUUGAAGACCUGUUGAAGUACUUCUGGGCUGCACAUGUUUCAACCUUGGAAUAUGCUAGCAAAAUAUUUGAAGAUAGGUUGGAGUAUUAUUCUAAACCAGAAGCAAAUUUUGGAAGAAAUUGGAGUGUGGCUGUGAAAUAUUUAGCUGCAGCCCUCUUUCCAACAACUUUGGUCAGAACAUAUGAAUUCCAGAAGGGCCUGCCUCCACGAAUGCUUGUUAACGGGGAUAGAGCCCCCUUCAUCCAUGACUUUACUGACUUUCAAAACAUGGUUCUUCUUGUUCUAAGUUUUCUUCGCCAAGUGGAUAACUCUCCAGGUAAGAGCCUUGUAAGCAAUACCUCAAAGAAAAUUAAUAUUUCAUUGAAUAAAGGAAGAAAUAAUGAUUUUAUUAGAUACAGAAUUCAUCAUAACACAUACUGUCAAAGAAAGUCAUGA